AUGUCGAAGCGUGUUGCUCUGGGCUGCGACCAUGCCGCCUACGACAUUCAUCAGGAGAUCAUGGACAUGAUCACCACCACCGGUGUCGUGUCAAAGGUGAUAUACAUGGGCCCCUCCUCCGCCUCGUCUGUCGACUACCCCGACUACGCCGCUCAGGUGUGUGAGGCCAUCUUGAAAGGUGAGGCGGAUACGGGCAUUCUCGUCUGCGGCACCGGCAUUGGCAUGUCGAUUGCGGCCAACAAGUUCAGUGGCAUUCGCGCGGCGCUCUGCAACGACCAUGUGACGGCGCAGCUCUGCCGCCAGCACAACAACGCCAAUGUCUUGUGCCUCGGGGCGCGCACCUGUGGCAGGGAGAUUCUUCGCGACAUUAUUAUCACUUUCCUCACAGCAGAGCCAUCUAAGGAGGGGCGCCACGGCAGCCGCAUCGCCAAGAUCACAGAGAUCGAGAGGGAGCAGAUGAAGAAGGAAUAG
Leishmania braziliensis MHOM/BR/75/M2904 is the source of this 471-nucleotide messenger RNA. Its product is annotated as putative ribose 5-phosphate isomerase. The record is from RefSeq and is a predicted model, not a curated record. Gene Ontology annotation, biological process: carbohydrate metabolic process. The transcript has a single exon. Bases 1 to 471 code for a protein of 156 amino acids. Lineage: Eukaryota; Euglenozoa; Kinetoplastea; Trypanosomatida; Trypanosomatidae. Gene Ontology annotation, molecular function: isomerase activity.